GUUUACCUUCUUUAGUUUUCUGCGUUUUCUGAUGCGAUCAAGAAUCUGAUCCAAACCGCACCGGCAAGGCCGUUGAAAUUUGUAAAGUUAUUGAAUUUGUUACUAAUUAGAUUUACAUCAGUGAAAAUGGAGAGCAGGCUUAAUCGAUACGAGAAAAUUGAUUUUCUGGGCGAAGGCCAGUUCGCUACGGUCUACAAAGCACGGGACGUUGAAACAAACGAAAUUGUUGCGGUGAAGAAGAUCAAAAUAGGCAACCGCGAGGAAGCAGCCGACGGUAUCAAUCGGACCGCAUUGCGCGAAAUCAAACUACUUCACGAGCUGCACCAUGAAAAUAUCAUCGGACUGCUGGACGUUUUUGGCCACAAGAGCAACGUUUCGUUGGUGUUUGAUUUCAUGGACACGGAUCUGGAAAUCAUCAUCAAAGAUUCGAAGAUUCUUCUGACCCCGGCCAACAUCAAGAGUUACAUGAUUCAGACUUUGAAAGGGUUGGAAUAUCUGCACCAGUUUUGGAUUUUGCAUCGAGAUUUGAAGCCAAAUAAUUUGCUUAUUAGCGGGUCCGGGAUUUUGAAGAUUGGUGAUUUUGGUUUGGCCAAGUUUUUCGGGUCACCGAAUCGAAUCAACACCAAUCAGGUUGUGACCCGGUGGUAUAGGUGUCCGGAGUUGCUUUUCGGUGCACGUCAGUACGGAACCGCAGUAGAUAUCUGGGCUGUGGGAUGCAUUUUGGCGGAACUUCUGCUGCGGGUUCCCUUCCUACCCGGGGAAAGUGAUCUGGACCAGCUGACUCGGAUUUUUCAGGUGAUGGGAACGCCCACGGAUGAAAGUUGGCCAGAUGUGAAAUCGUUGCCAGAUUUUGUCCAGUAUAAGCAUUUUCCGGCCAUUCCUUUGAGGGACAUUUUCACUGCCGCUUCCGAUGAUUUGUUGGAUCUGGCCAAUAAGCUUUUGGCGCUGUAUCCGAUGAAUCGGUGCUCGUGUACCGAAGCACUCAAAAUGCCGUACUUCUCCAAUAAACCGGCUCCAACCGUUGGCAGCAAGCUUCCGAUGCCGGCCAGCUACUACGCCGGAACCAAGGAGAAGGAGGACAAACAGCCGACGCUGAAGCGGAAACUGGCGGACACCGUGGAUGGGGGAACGCUGCCCAAGCGGUUACAGUUCUAGUCGUGAGUAGUUUCGUUAUUUGUAUUAUUAUUGAGUAAGUUUCGUUCUAUUCCUCUUAAUUUUGAAUAAACAAAAUACUUUUCUAAAUGUGGUGAUUUGCAGAAAGAAAUUCAAUAAAUAAAUGUCAGUAAGUGAAA
This is a messenger RNA of Armigeres subalbatus, 1292 nucleotides long. Its product is annotated as cyclin-dependent kinase 7-like. The record is from RefSeq and is a predicted model, not a curated record. Gene Ontology annotation, molecular function: ATP binding; RNA polymerase II CTD heptapeptide repeat kinase activity; cyclin-dependent protein serine/threonine kinase activity. Gene Ontology annotation, biological process: protein phosphorylation; positive regulation of transcription by RNA polymerase II. Gene Ontology annotation, cellular component: transcription factor TFIIK complex; transcription factor TFIIH holo complex; nucleus. Bases 127 to 1155 code for a protein of 342 amino acids. The transcript is spliced from 2 exons. Lineage: Eukaryota; Metazoa; Arthropoda; Insecta; Diptera; Culicidae.